AUGAAGAUGAAGCUGCUUUUCUUUCUUCUCCUUUUUGCUUCUACAAUUUCCUCUUCUCUGGCCAAGGGUUCCUUCCAAGAAACCCUUCUUUCUUCAGAAUUCAAUGACUUUAGUAAUGGAAGCCGUGCAAGGCAUUUGUUGGAGAAUGAAUCUAAGACUCAGACAAGUGUUGAUUUCGCACAAGGAUAUAUGUCUAAUGAUGACCUUGAAUUGGCCAUCAAAGAAUUUGGACAAAGAUGCAGCAACAUUUCCAGGAUAUACAGGUGA
Messenger RNA from Sphenostylis stenocarpa, 267 nucleotides. Lineage: Eukaryota; Viridiplantae; Streptophyta; Magnoliopsida; Fabales; Fabaceae. The record is from the annotation of a GenBank genome assembly.